Messenger RNA from Paramormyrops kingsleyae, 504 nucleotides. RefSeq names its product NADH:ubiquinone oxidoreductase subunit A6 (gene ndufa6). The record is from RefSeq and is a predicted model, not a curated record. Gene Ontology annotation, cellular component: respiratory chain complex I. Gene Ontology annotation, biological process: response to oxidative stress. Lineage: Eukaryota; Metazoa; Chordata; Actinopteri; Osteoglossiformes; Mormyridae.
CAAAAGAAGAAGAAAAGACACGGGACAACAAAGAUGGCGUCUGCGGCGGCUACCCGAGGAGCCAGCGGUGCAGUUAAAGUGGUUAAGCCAAUUUUCAGUCGCGAUUUGGAUGAGGCUAAACGUAGAGUCAGGGAAUUGUACCGAGCGUGGUACCGAGAGGUGCCAAAUGCAGUGGCGAUAUAUCAACUGGACGUGACGGCACGCCAGGGCCGAGAGAAACUGAGAGAGAUGUUUCUCAUGAACAAGCACGUCAAAGACCCCCGAGUCAUCGAUAUGUUAGUCAUUAAGGGUAAGAUGGAGCUUCAGGAGACUAUACAGGUCUGGAAGCAGAAGACUCACGUGAUGCGGUACUUCCAUGAGACAGAGACACCACGACCUACAGACUUCCUGUCUAAAUUUUAUGCUGGACAUGAUCUUUGAACUCGAUAUUCUAAGCAUAUCUGUACAGAAAGUACUUAAGUCAUGAAUGAACUUACUGACUGUAAAUAUACACUUAACACCGAU